This is a messenger RNA of Hemibagrus wyckioides, 3022 nucleotides long. Its product is annotated as urokinase plasminogen activator surface receptor-like. The record is from RefSeq and is a predicted model, not a curated record. Bases 89 to 736 code for a protein of 215 amino acids. NCBI's taxonomy places the organism in Eukaryota, Metazoa, Chordata, Actinopteri, Siluriformes, Bagridae. The transcript has 5 exons.
UCAUGCGGUCUACUACUAAAUAACUAACCUACUAAAUAACCUUUGCAUAGAUUAUAGGAGACAGAGUCCACUCAGCUUGUCCAUUAAAAUGAAGUUGCUUCUGGUCUUCUACUUCUCUUCCUCUCUCUUCGGCUCAGUAACCAUGCUGGAUUGUUUAGACUACACUAGUCUUUCAGGAAGGUGUAGCACCACAUUUUCACAACAGUGUCCCCCAGACAACUUAUGUGCUUCUUUGAUAUACAAUUAUUCUGUGCCAGGGUUUAAAGUGAAUAUGAUUGGAGAGAUUCAUGGCUGCCUUCCACAGGCUGUCUGUAAUCAAAAGAAUUCAAGUGGAUUGGAAACCACUUACUCAGCUAAUGUUGGAGUUGCAAAGGGUUUUCUAUCCAUCUCCUGCUGUGAGUCUGACAAUUGCAACUGCAUCAUUAUCCCUGAGCCAGACAACAAACCAAAUGGACUUCAGUGUUUAAGCUGCAAGGGAUUAACAGACACAACAUGCAGCUCUUACAUAUCUUGUGUGGGAAAUCAAGAUCAUUGUAUGACUGGAACAGUUUUAACCUUGGCAAACCUAACAAUCAAGGGAUGUGCCUCUAAAGGUUUCUGUGAUGCAAAUUUUCAAAAUUCCACAUUGGCGGAUGUCCACUGUUGCCCUGGAAGGUUCUGUAACAGGAGUGAAGCCUGGAACAGGAAUGUUGGCCUGUUACUAAUGAUGCUAAGCGCUACUAAACUUCUCUUAUGAGUAUCUAAGCCAUUGCUCCUUGCCGCAAAUUGCACAAUUUUUACCCUCUCAUAUAAGCUAUUUUAUAAAUAUAUGUAUAAAUAACAUGUGUAUAUAUAAACAAUGACUAAUUUCUUUCAAUGAGAUAUUAAUUGGUAAUAAAUAGUAAAUAUAGAGAUAUGAACAACUGUAAACAUUGCACUUUGUAAAGGUUGAACAGUGUGGUGUAAGAGGGAAAGCUGGUUAGUUUAAUGGAUCGGAAUUGACUAAUAAUAAUCAUAUGAUCAGACUGGAAAAAAGAAGGGAAAUAAAAUUCCAGUUGUGAUCAAUAAAGUUCAGGUCAGUCCUUUAAGUAUUUACAACUUUGAUGUUUUUACACCAAGGACUGUUCUUCCAUAUAUUAUAUAUACAGUAUGUAUAUUUUUCCAUUUCAGAUUUUCAAACUUUAUAGGGAAAUUGGAUGCUAUGCUAUGUUUGUGCUAAUAUGGCCCCAGACUGUACAGUAUUUCGUGCACAAUAUGAUGGCACUCUCUAGUGGCUGUUGUGGGUAGUGACAAAAUAUUAGUCCCGGGAGAUCCAUUCACAGUAACAUGACUUCUGAUACAUCUGACAGUUCAGACACUGUAAUUUACAUUUAUUUGUAUAUAUAAAUGAAUAGUGUUUAUUUUCAGUUCCACUGGACUAAAUUUUGUUUUACUAUUACAGAAAACUGUACAUAACUUCCAUCCAUCCAUCCAUUGUCUAUACCUGCUUAUUCCUAAUUAGGGUCACGGGGGUCUGCUGGAGCCUAUCCCAGCGCACAUAGGGUGAAAGGCAGGGGUACACCCUGGACAGGUCGCCAGUCCAUCACAGGGCCGUACAUAACAUCGGUCCUUAACUGACAUAUUUCUGGUUGUGAGGCAUCUUUUUCAUUCCAUGAGAUUAAUUUUCUUUACAGCAGUACAUGUUUAUGUUAUUGUGCACUGCCACGGCUGUCACAUGUGAAGUGUUCCUCACCUUGUGCCCUGAGUCUCCUGGGAUAGGAUCUAGGGUCGCUAGACGCUACAGAAAAUGGAUGAAUGAAUGCAGAAGUAAAUCAGCCAUGGAGAAAUCUUCAAUUUGGUUGAUGAAACAAGUAAGAGUGUAUGAUUGUAAGUUUCUUUUCAACAUUUUCUUAUUGUAUGCCAUUGUUGUAAAGUAUUUAUUCUGUUGCUUCUUUACAUUACCAAAGAGCUGCUGAGAAGACAAGCAAUGAAUAAAAUGUUGUGAUAUAUUUGGUACAUGAAAAUAUCUUGCAAUUAGUCGACGGGCGACUAAUUAAACAACUGAGUGAAGAAAGUGUUCAUUAUAAUUACCCAUAAACACUAAACUAACACACACCAUUAUACAGUAUCAGGACCAGCCCAAACCUCAGGACAAUAAGAGUAAACCAAAUUAAUACACUCCAAAAGCAAACUAUAUGAGUCACUGUAGAAGUCAGAUUCCAGCUCAAAGCAAAGUGCAAUGCAAUUAUUUGAAUGACUAAAUCCUUCCUGGAAGCUUAUGAACAAGACGCAGAAGCGUCGCUCACUCACUGAAGAAACCGUUGUGUCUGAAAUUCCCAAGAGAUCAGUAGUUUAUGAGUUACUCGAACCAGCCCUUCUGCCCCUAACAUCCAUACUCCAGUCACUAUCAGAGAUCACACUUUUUUCUUUAUACUGAUGUGUGAUUCAAACAUUAACUGAAUCUCUUGACCUGUAUUUUCAUGAUUUUAUGCAUUGUUGCUGCUGUCACCUGAUUGGAUAACUGCAUAAAUGUGCAGAUGUUCCUAAUAAAGUGGACAGUGAGUGUAUAUCUCCAGCAAAAGCAAGUGAACAUUUUGUCCUCAAAGUUGAUGUAUUAAAAGCAGGAAAAAUGGGCAAGUGUAAGGAUUUGAGUGAGUUUGACAAGGACCAAAAUGUGAUGGCUUGACCACUGGAUCAGAGCAUCUCCAAAACUGCAGCUCUUGUGGGGUGUUCCCGGUCUGCAGUGGUCAGUGUCUAUCAAAAGUGGUCCAAGGAAGGAACAGUGGUGAACCGGCAACAGGGUCAUGGGCGGCCAAGGAUCAUUGAUGCACGUGGGGAGUGAAGACUGACCCGUGUGAUCCGAUCCAACAGACGAGCUACUGCUGCUCAAACUGCUGAAGAAGUUAAUGCUGGUUCUGAUAGAAAGGUGUCAGAAUACACAGUGCAUGAUGGGUCAGGGCUGUUUUGGCAGCAAAAGGCGGACCCAAUAUUAGACAGGUGGUCAUAAUAUUAUGCCUGAUCAGUGUAUGUAUGCAAAUGAAUGAAUAAAUAAAUAAACAGUAGA